AUGGGAAGAGCAUGGGAAAUUGAAGAUGUUGUACUCGAGAAGGGAACAACCGGAUUAGGUUUUUCGAUUACUGGAGGUACUGAUCAGCCAGCUGAAGAUGGUGACACCUCCAUUUAUGUUACGAAUAUAAUAAUGGGUGGUGCGGCAGCUGCUGAUGGAAGAAUGAAGAAAUUCGAUAAGAUCUUGAAAGUGAAUAACACUGACUGCGUGAAUGUGCCGCAUGAGGUUGCUGUGAAUGCUCUGAAAACGGCAGGGAAUGUUGUAAAACUGACCUUGAAACGACGUCGCGAAGACAUGAGUCUCCCCAUCGAACGCGCACCCUUAGGGUCUGGUAGUCAUCUGAAUAGAAGCGAUCUCACAUCGUCUAUGGGAGCCCUCAACGUUUCUCGAGGAUUUGAGGGGCCAAAUCUAUCACCAAGUGUCCCGGCUUAUCCGCCACCACCUCCACCUGCUCAUAGUGGAUCGCAAACUCAUUUGCAUCAAGUCCAACAACUACCUGUAGGAUUGAGCUCACGCGCAAGAAUGGCUCAAACCAUUGACCUUUACAAGGGUCAACGCGGACUUGGCUUCUCAAUUGCUGGUGGAGUUGGAAAUGAGCAUGUGCCUGGGGAUACAGACAUUUACGUAACAAAAAUCAUUGAUGGAGGAGCGGCCUAUCAUGAUGGGCGCUUAGGAGUGGGAGAUCGUAUUCUCGCU
This is a messenger RNA of Cylicostephanus goldi, 696 nucleotides long. NCBI's taxonomy places the organism in Eukaryota, Metazoa, Nematoda, Chromadorea, Rhabditida, Strongylidae. The record is from the annotation of a GenBank genome assembly.